AGACGAGUGGUGGAAUAGCACAAUGUGCUGCUUCACUUGUUGAUCGUUCUUACAGUCAAACUACAACAACACCACAUUAACUACACUCUAUAGCUACUACUGGGUAUAAAUGUGUAAAACAUACUCAGUCAUUGAGUUGCAGCUUCGUGAAAUGUAGACCACCUGGAACGCGUCCCCAUUCUAUGGUACUGUAGUUGGAUGACGUGAUAACUAUACGGAAGUUGUAAACAUGGAGGUCCCCACCGCGGACGGCGUGUCUGCACCUCUGCCUGGAAGAUGUGCUUUUUACGUGGAAAAGAAAAAACGAUACUGCAAAAUGAUAGUUGGAAGUGGAAAAGCAUAUUGUGGGGAACAUGCUAAUGCGGAAAAGGACUGUGAGAAAAAAAGAAUACCAUGUCCUCUGGAUCCAAAACACACUGUAUUCGAAGAUCUUUUAGCAAAACAUCUGAAGAAGUGCAACUCCAGAGAGAAACCCAAACCUCUGUUCUAUGUGCAAGAUAUUAAUGCUGGACCAGCCAUUGUUGAGGACACCCCCAAAGAUGAGGUACCUUUAUCAGAUCGCAGCAAAGCAGAGUUGAACCUGCUCAUAAAAAAACUGAAGACUGCCGUCAAAGGGUUCAAAUGCAAACAUGAAGAAAAUAUACAAUCUCACCCUGCUCUCCAUGAAGCUUUGAAUGAUCCAAAGAAUGGGGACUCUGCAUUCAAACACCUGAAGCAACAGGCGUCCCUUUUAGGAAACAUGGAGGAUUUGCACCUGCUUGGACCUAACAGGUGUUUUGUUGAGUUUGGUGCAGGGAAAGGCAAGCUUUCCCACUGGAUCCAUGUCGCUCUGAAAGCCUAUGACGACAUCCAUUUCCUGCUUGUGGAAAGAUCAAGCGCUCGUUUUAAAGUAGAUGGCAAACACCAGAAUUCUGAUACCAAAUUUGAAAGACUACAAGUGGAUAUUCAGCACCUUGAUUUGCGUCAAGUUCCUCUCCUCCAAGAAAAGGGACUUCCAGUGGUUGGAGUGGGCAAACACUUGUGUGGCGCAGCAACAGACCUUGCUCUUCAAUGCCUACUGGGCAGCUUGGAGACUGCACCCCAUGGGAUCAAAGAUCAGCCACCCAGCAAGCGCUCAAAGCUCCAGCAGCAGCCUGGAGAGUCUACAGGACCGGAGCUUCAGCCCAUUCCCAGGGUGGCAGGGGAGACAGCUGCCGGCCAGGAGCUGAGGGUGGGUGGGGUGGCCAUCGCCUUGUGCUGCCACCACCGCUGUGACUGGAGGCAUUAUGUAGGCAAGGAGUUCUUCAAGGAGAAAGGACUAGGUGCCUCUGAGUUCGCUGCCUUCCUGCGCAUGUCAAGUUGGGCGACCUGUGGCUCGAGACAAGCAACACAGACCUCUCCACCACAAGGUCAAACUGACCAAACAUUUGAGGAAGAGGAGCACGAGGCGACAGAAGAGGCUGAAUUAGACAGCUUGGAAGGAGUGUUGAAUGCUGAGGACCGUGAACACAUAGGACGCCUGUGCAAGCUGCUGAUUGACCAGGGCAGGGUUCACUUCCUGCAGCAGAAGGGAUUUGACUCCCGCCUACUCUACUACACCAGCUCAGAUGUUUCUCUAGAAAACGUGUUGCUGACUGCACUUCCCGCCUCCCGGUGAAAAUAAAUUCCAUUGACAGUGCAACCUGCACGGUGCACGGGCAGCACAACUCUCUAUUUUGAGCAGUGCUAUUUAUCUUGAUACUUUUCCUCUUUUUUUUUUUAAGCCCAAGAAAGCAAGAAACCUGUUUGCAGUUACAGAAAACAUUACACUGGUAACAGAAGAAAACAGACUGUUAACAAGGCAAAAAGCUCAGGACAUAGCAGACAAGACUAUGGUUGGAGUCAAUUCCAUUUAAAGUUUAGUCAUUUAAUUUUUGUAAAUUUAUUUUUAAAAUGUCCAGGAAAUUAAGUGGAUUUGACCCCAAUGUUGGACAAGUUAGAUUUCCCAAAAAGAGAAAGAAAUGCUCAGAAGGACAUGCUUGACAAGACCAGGCAGUCACCACACGGAAGACGAGACGCUGUCCACAACAGACAAGGCAGGAACCGACAGAGGCCAACAUGAAUGACUGCUACAGUAGGUCACAGUAACGGUGCAGAUUCUGCCACAGCUUCAAGGGUCACAUUUAGUUCUGAGGUGUAGUUUGACUCAGGUGCUGAAACAGACAUUUCAAAGGGACAGUCAUUAAAGAGCAAUGCCGGGGGUCUACAAAAAUGCAAAUACCUUUUGGCACGAUUUGUUCCAGGAACAAUUAGUAAUAUCCCUCAUAAAUAUUUAUAGUAGUCAGCAAAUGACAACGUGUCUUUGGAAGCUAGCUAGUGAGUCAAACUGCACUAGAUGGCACCGUAUAGAACGUAACGUUGGGUGGAUGAGUUGAGGACUUUUCUCACCUCUUGGGACUGGGAGUGGUAACGUUAGCUUGUUUGCCUACUUUGUUUUUCUGCGUGGAUUAAACUUGAAUAAACUUUUCAAUAAUAUGUCAGCUUACCCUGCUAUUAGUCAACAGAUCACCAUAUAGUUCAAGUACAUAUUUGUUGGUACAUACGAUUUACACGAUGCAUAUUUAGCAUGGCGUUAACUCUUUUCCGUGCCUCCUGGCAGUAGAUGCGCAUGAAAUCUCGGCCAAACAUCUCUCUGUCAUCCUCAUCCUCAGAUUUCUUCGGGGCAGCAGGCAGCUCCACUUCAUAUGUUAGAGGGUUGUCUCUGAAAUUCACAAACCUGCAAGUAUAGCGACCAUGAUGAAUGAAGAUUAAUUUGUUUUGAUAUAAAAUACAUUGAUGGAAAUCUUUUGCUAGUUUUAAUAUGAAUAUAAAGCUUUUGUAAAUACAAUUAAUGACUCCUGGCUUACGUAUUUGUUUACCCGCUUUUAUUAGGUUAAUUGUUGCCGAUCUGGGCCAAUACAUUUGUUUGUCUACAGUCCACUCAUCCCCAAAACAACCAAUAGCUCCCACCCCUAGACAUGGCACUCACCUGAGGUUGUUCAUGUCCUCCAUCAUUGAGGGAAUGUCAUGUAGCUUAUUGUUGCUAAGCACCAGCGUGUCCAGGCUUUGCAUGUAACAGAUGUUGUCAGGCAGGAACUCCAGUUCGUUCCUCUGCAGCCACAUAGUAUGCAGCUUCUCCAUUCUGGACAGAGCAAGCACAUAUGUAUGUAGUUUUUUUCUCUUGUGUAUUUCUAUCAAUAUGCUGUGCUUGCAUAUAUGAUUAUGGUAGAUGUGUGUAAGCCUACCUGUGGAUGUCAUGUGGUAAGCUCUGCAGCCGAUUUCCACCCAUAUCCAACCAUUCCAGGGCAGGCAGACUCACCACACUCUCUGGGAUCUCUGUGAACUGGUUCAUGGAGAGAUCCAAGUGGCAAAGCUUCUUCAGGUUGCUAAUCUGAGGACAACAGAAUGGGGAAUUAGCACAGUGAGGGACAAGCACAUGAAUCAUCAUGUACCUAGAAGGUUCCAAUAAAGGAAUAUUUGU
Molecule: messenger RNA, 3478 nt
Organism: Oncorhynchus kisutch (coho salmon)
Lineage: Eukaryota; Metazoa; Chordata; Actinopteri; Salmoniformes; Salmonidae
Gene: trmt13
Product: tRNA methyltransferase 13
Exons: 11
Coding region: 230-1636 (468 amino acids)
Biological process (GO): tRNA methylation
Source: RefSeq, a predicted model, not a curated record